Messenger RNA from Copidosoma floridanum, 2759 nucleotides. RefSeq names its product N-alpha-acetyltransferase 35 (gene Naa35). NCBI's taxonomy places the organism in Eukaryota, Metazoa, Arthropoda, Insecta, Hymenoptera, Encyrtidae. Gene Ontology annotation, biological process: N-terminal peptidyl-methionine acetylation. Gene Ontology annotation, cellular component: NatC complex. The record is from RefSeq and is a predicted model, not a curated record.
GAGAGCACUAGAGCAGCAGUCUCAGUAGUUGUUAUAUAUAUAGUUACAGAUUGGGAAAGAAAAAAAAUAUAUUUAUAGUUUACAAAAAAAUAAACUGCAAGUACAGUGGACAGCGAAAAUGUCGAGGUUGUUAGAAGAGCAAAAUUCAAUGGAAAUGAGCGACGAAAAAAUAGACAUAAGUGAAAAUUUACGAGACUCGUACAAUUGGGUGGACAUUACUGGUGAAUUCUUCGAGGCUAUUACUGAAUUGGAACUGGGAGAACUUUUACAUGAUGAGCUUUUUGGUCUGUUUGAUGCAAUGUCAGCCAUAGAGAUGAUGGAUCCAAAAAUGGAUGCUGGAAUGCUGUGCAAUAGAGGUAGCAAUAAGCCAUAUACGUUUUCACAAGCAGCAACAACUGGAGUUAUUAAGUUGGAUGGUCUCACACCUGCGGAGAUCAUUGGAAUAAUCGAUUCAACUUAUGCUUGCAUAGUUUCGUGGUUGGAAGGUCAUAGUUUAGCUCAGACAGUUUUUACUAAUUUAUAUCUGCAUCAGCCUGAUCAGAUAAUGGACAAGACUUUAAAGACAUUUUGCUAUGCUGUCUACAAAAUAAUUGAAGAAAUUAGAGAGUGCAUAUUGAAAGCUUCUGUCUACGAAGAGGAAGACUUUCAAGGAGCCAUGUAUGGAGGUUAUAAGCCUCAGGUUGAAGUCACAGAGCAAAAAACCAUUUCUCUUUUGAGAGAAGUUGAAGAAGAGCUACAUAAAAAAGUUCGGGUGAAGCCGACCGAUGAUGAGACGGAAAAAGAGUAUAAUCAAGGCUCAGCUCUUUAUGCUAGGAUAAGAUUUACAAAAAUGUUUUAUCAAGUUUUAACAUUGAUGGGGAAAAAAGAACAGUUGCAGCAGAAUCUCAUUGGUUGCCAACGUCUUCUAUCCAACUGUUCAGAUAUGAUAAAAAUUAUGAUAAAAACGGUUAACCAAGGAGCAAAAGCUGAUGAAGUUACUAAUCAUCCAAAUGUAAUGGGUUUUGAUUCUAUGAUUAACCAAAGAUUACUGCCGCCCACGUUUCCUAGGUACACAAAAAUCAAGCCUAGAAUUGAAGCUCUAGAUUACAUGUCAGAACUCAUAAAUCGUUUUAAAGUUGUUACUAAAAUCACGAGCUAUACAAGUUUUCAUGCUGCUCUGGAUUUCUUUUUAGAGUUUUCACGACAAAGUCCGUGUAUAUUGUCGCGAUCGAUGUUGCAAAUUAUUUACUUGCCUACGCCAUAUCGCGUUUUUGGUGUCCACAAUUUCGCAGACGUUUUAAAAGAUGCGGCGAGAAAUUUCAUUGCGCCACCUGUUUUAAUGCCCAAAAGCACUUUGUUACAACAGCACCAAGCGAAAGAGUUUGUUGAUAACUUUUUAGGACAUUGUGCCAACUUUUUUGGCACGUUGUUGCAGACAAGUGGCCACAAUAGAGCUCGACAGAGAGACAGACUGGCUUUUUUAUUUGAAAAUUUUGCGGCUCUACAAGAUGAGGCCGAACGAGUGGACAGUUAUAUGCACACAUUGUCGUUGAAAAGUGACACACCCAGGCCGCAUUUGGCUUGCUUCGGCACCUGGGUGUUGUAUCACACGUUGCGCGUUAUGGUCAUGUAUUUACUUAGUGGCUUCGAGCUCGAGCUCUAUUCGGUUCACGAGUAUCAUUAUAUAUAUUGGUAUCUGUUCGAGUUCCUAUAUAACUGGCUCAUAUCUGCCAUCACGAGAGCAGAUUCGUUUAUAAUAGAGCAAGACAUUCAUCUAGAAAAUCAAAAGAGCAGGAGCGCCAAGAAAAGUGCAAAGAACAAAAAGAAAAAGGCAACGCCUAAGCCAAACUACUUGGAAAUAUUGAUGUAUCAAGCCAUGCAAAAUAUUUGUGGAGGUUUUUAUAAGGCAUUAGUUGGUUUUCGAAUGGAUGGCAAGAUACCCUUACCUGAUAGCCAAUUCGACUGCGAACGAGUUCGAUAUGAACACCGUCUGUUACCGUUUUCAUCUUUGCUAACGCCACCGCCAAUUCAAUACAAAAAGUUCAUAGAAAUGACAAAUGUGCAAAUAAAAAAAUACGAAAAAGGUAGUAGCGAAGAGCAAUACUUCGAUGGUUGCCGGCAUUUCAAUCAAGCUAAAAAUUUAUUGGAACGCGCAUUAGAGCUCAAUCCACCCAAUGCCAAUACAGUAAACGAGAUUAACGAGUUGUUAAAGGUCGUCAAAACAAAUUUUAUUGUUUUGAAAUUACUCACUGGGGGACACAAGAAGGAUUCGAAGGAGCCGCCAGUCUUCGAUUUCUCGGUCCACCAGCACUUCCCUAUCAUAAAGCUUGCUUAAUUAUUUCUCAUCGUGGCCUCAUCGACACAUACUAUCAACGUUAGAUUAUUUAUUUUAGUAAUCUUAAAAGAUAAAUUAAUGCUAAAUAGUCAAGACUUUUUUAAUCGCGUCUUAACAUUUUUUUUACCUCAUUUAGUUUUGUCUUCCCCGAUUUUUAACUUGUUUCACUUGGAGUAACGUGAAAAAAAAAAUUUUUUUUCUACAUUGUGCAAAAAAUAUUCAACAAAUCAGACAAUCUGAAAAAUAUACACGGAAAAGUGUGAUUAAAUUGUUAACGAGAGAUCUAGUGAUUAUCGUAUCCACCUUUAUGGCUAAGUUUGUAAAUAUAUAACUGUUUAGGCAUCGCGUAAAAAAAUCGCCGAUAGAUCAUAGUGCUUUAGAGUCGCGCCGGUUGCGAAAUUGCUUUUCCUUUCCAGCUCAGAAUUCAAUUCGGCUCGGCAAAAUU